AUGCAUCUCAAUGAACUUCCAGCCGAGAUCAUCAGCAGAAUAUGCAGGUUCUUGGGGCUGAUCAUCCGUAAACACGUAUUCCCGAGCCUGGUUCUUGCUUACAAUAAUCACGACUUUGAUAGCUUGAGAAAGACUUGCAAGGAGCUGCGUCACAAAACAGAAUACGAUGCUACCGUACGAUACCGUAAGAGGUUCUCGACACGCACCGUGCCUUUGGAUUAUCAGUCGUGCGACAAGUUUCUGAACGUCAUCAAAGUCCCAAUCUUUCGAGAUAUGAUACAGACAAUCCGCUUCAAGCUAAGGGAUCAGUACAAUGACCCAUAUGACUUCCGCGACAAUCCCGAUGAUGAGGACGGCGCGCCCGGGCGCACGAUUCCUCGCAUUCGGACAAGAAUGUUUUUAGAGUCAGACGAAGCGUCGGAAAUCCUUGCAGAUUGUUUUCGAAAUCUUGAAAUGCCGAGGAGACUACAACGCAUCGAACUCCUGGAUAAUUUUGGACACGACCUUAUACUCCGUUCAAUGGAACUUGCGAAUUUCUCUCGGAAGCUCGCCUAUCUACCCAUCGAACCGGAGCAUUUGUUAAGAUGGGGUUAUGACAAGCUGCAACAAACGCCAAAGACUUUUUCACCCUACAUCAAGGGCCUGAUAAUGCAACCGUUGUUGCCUGAUCCGUGUGACACAGAACCUCCAGCUGCGGGGCAGGCAGUCAACCCCCUCGGCUUGCACAUCAAAGAUUAUCGACCUACGAAACCCUCUUUUACUGAGCUCAUGUCAGCAUUCAUCGACGUAGAAGAGAUCCAGCUCUAUGGCUGCCGUUCCAAUCCAGCACUGCGCUUCUGUCAUGGUUGCGACGAUCUGUUUGCUCAAAACUUUGCGCCCACGCGUUACCACAGCCUCAGCAGACUCGCCAUUCAACGCAUAUUCAUCAGUGGCGGGCGCCUACGUCGAUUCAUAAAACGUCACGCAGACACGCUCAACAAGCUUGAAGUCAGUUACGUGUCACUAACCGACGGGUCGUGGCAGUCUAUUGCCCAGGGCCUAGCCAAGCUACGGUACUUGGGCGAGUUGAAGCUCUCAAGAUUAACACAAAAGCAUGCCAUAAGGAAUGUUGACCGGCCAAAAGAGUACUGCAAUGACUUUGAGUUGAAUUUGAGGAGUAGAGACGAUGUGCAGCACUUCCUCGAGGUAUUCAUCACAUACUUCAGUACGGUUCUUUACCUGAACUCUGACCGCGUGCGCGGAAGCCCGCCGAAAUAUCACCAGGUGAAGCUGUUUCGACUUCCUGAAAAGGCAAUUGAGGAGAGUCUGUCGGAGGAAGCUGCUGCCCUGUGGAAGUAUGCGGAAAUUGGUGGGUUUAAGUGA
This is a messenger RNA of Parastagonospora nodorum SN15, 1362 nucleotides long. RefSeq lists its product as hypothetical. NCBI's taxonomy places the organism in Eukaryota, Fungi, Ascomycota, Dothideomycetes, Pleosporales, Phaeosphaeriaceae. The coding region runs from base 1 to 1362 and encodes 453 amino acids. The record is from RefSeq and is a predicted model, not a curated record. The transcript is spliced from 2 exons.